UAUAGUAUAUUGUUAUGAAAAUACAUUCUUUGAAACUAAGUAAUUUGAGUUAGGAUAUGAAAAUAGACUUUAUAUGUGAUGUAUUAUAAUAUAAUAUGGAUCGAAGGACAGUUAUUAAAUUAUUGAAAAAAUAAUAUUAUAAUUUAUAAAGUAGUUAUGAUUUAUAAGUGGGUAUGUUUAGUUACAGUUUUGUUGAUAAUCUUGUUGGAUCACUUAACAAAACAACAUUAUAUUCCGCCUCCCGACUCUUGUGCUUUUGCUAAAACUUGCAAUCACACUGGACUAUCAAUAUGUGGUAUCGAAAAGAAAAAAAUGAUUACAAGAUUAUUUCUAGAUGAUUGUGAUUUAUUUGAAUACAACUGUGACUAUCACAAAGAUUAUACCAAAACAAAUAGAGGGAAAUGUCAAACUAACGAUACAGUGAUAUCAUCAACAGCAUCAUAUAUAAGCACAAAAAUUCAUUUAAAUAUUUCUACUAUUGAGGAAAAUAAUUCUACAGCAAUUAUUUCAGAAAUAGUAAAUGCAACCUUGAUGACACCUGGUACUAUACCAGCAUCAGAAACGAAUUCUUCAUUAAAUACGUCAACUAUGAAUGUUACUUGUAUUUGUCCUACUAUAAUAUGUCCAAAUUCAAAUAUAACAACAAAAAUGGCACCUCCAAUUAGUAACUCAACUGUUUCUUUAAAUACAACAGUAUCGUCCAUAAGCAUGACUCCAAUAACUGUGUCAAGUACUGAAACAAUAAACAAUUUGACAAGUACUGAAGCAACAAUAAACACUAGUACCAAAGCAACUAUCAGUUCUACUAUUACUGAAGCAACAAUCAAUUCAUCAAUAACUGAUUCAACAAGCAUCAAAGCAACUAUCGAUUCGGCAAGUACCAAAGCAAAAAUCAAUUCAACAAUCACCGAAGCAACAAUUAAAUCGAUGAGCACCAAAGGAGUGAAUAUAAGUAACAGUAGAAAUUCAACAAAAAGAGUAUCUGCAUUGACUACAUGUACUACAUUGAAGACAACAUCAUCAACAACCGAAGCAAUAACGACCACAGAAGCGACUAUACCCAAAAAUUUCAAAGAAAAUGAAAACGCUGGUAAAGACAUACAAACAUCACAAGAUAAGUGUGUGUAUGCAAAACAUUGCAACAGACCACAAACAUGGGAGACUACAGCUAAAGGUGAAACGAGGGAUUUCUACCAAAUACUUCGAGCUCAAUUCGGAGAUCGUGUGAAACUAUUGCAAGAUACUACUCAUUUUCCAAGACCUAUUUCUAAGAAUUUCAUUGAUAACAAUGAGGGAUUUCAGUUCGGUUUUCAUAACGAAAGGGUGAAUGAAGUUUAAUUGAAUGUU
Molecule: messenger RNA, 1347 nt
Organism: Maniola jurtina (meadow brown)
Lineage: Eukaryota; Metazoa; Arthropoda; Insecta; Lepidoptera; Nymphalidae
Exons: 5
Coding region: 157-1338 (393 amino acids)
Source: RefSeq, a predicted model, not a curated record